UGCACAUGCACAGAGAGACUGAGACACUCUGACAGACAGAGACUGGAUGCUCGGUGGCUGAGACCCACAGUUCUUCAUUUUGUGCAGAACUCACAGGAACAAUGAAGAAUCGCUUUGCUUUGGCCUCCUGUUUGCUGCUGCUUUGGACCUUCACAGUGUUUGUCAGCUGUCAGGACAAAAAAGAUGGCCCAGUUGAGUUAAAGGUGAAAGAGGUCGCCGAUGGAAUUGAGCUGGCUUGUAGUGAUCAAUCAGAUGUUACAUCAAAUACUAACACUGAUAUUAAGACAAAAAGUCUUCAUUUGCCAUACAGAGAUAACAGCACAGGAGAAUACAAAUGUGGAGAAAAUGAACUAAUCUAUGUGAAAUUCCGCACCUGUGACAGCUGUGUAGAAGUUGAUACACCUUCCUUAAUAAGCAUGGUCGUAGGAAAUGUGGUGGCUACCAUUGUGGUAGGAGUGGGUGUCUAUCUCAUCGCUUCUCAGACCUCUCAGACUCGAACCGGCCCUGUCGUCUCUAACAAGAAGAGUAAAAGCUCCGACAGACAGCAUCUAGUUUCUGAAACCAGAGGACCGACCAAUGACCACUAUCAGCCUCUGAGGAGAGGUGGCCAGAAAGAUACAUAUGAUGAACUCGUCCACAGAAGAUAAAUGGAAGGAAGCUCACUGGUGUCCUUAGCUGGAAGCUUGAGAGUCCUCAUAGAUCCAACAUCUGCUGGAGGGGAAAGUCUGGUACCUGUUUUCAGAAGUUACAUCUAGCUAAGCUGUUCCCCAUCCCCAAUGCAGGGCUUUAUUUUCAACAUGCCUGUAAGAUGAUGCUUUAAAAUCACUGUAAUAUAAUAUCAGAAAUUAUAAUAACCUGGGUAGUAUUGGAAUAGCUAUAUUAUACUUAUUGAUUAUUAAGAAAAAAAAAUUGACUGUCAUGUUGCCCAAUGAAAACUCAGUGAAUAAAAUUAGCUACGCUGUCUUGUCAUGCUAUCGUGAGUGGUGAAAAUCUCUCAAGCUACUUUUCUUUGUACAGUUCUGAAGUAAUUGCAAGAUUAAGAUUAGGAUUAAUAUGCUGUAUUGUAGUAGCAUUGUGUCAAUAAUGCAUUUAUGAUACGAUCAGAAAUGUCAAUGUAAUUGCUCUUUUUGUAUGCUUUUGACUACAGUUAGAGAAGCUCUUGCCACAUCCACGCACUUGUUGUUUAUAGUUUGUAGUUUAUCUCAUUUGGCAAAAAAAAGACAUCACUCAAUAAAAAAUGUGACAGAAUAAUUUGA
Maylandia zebra (zebra mbuna) is the source of this 1256-nucleotide messenger RNA. The record is from RefSeq and is a predicted model, not a curated record. Lineage: Eukaryota; Metazoa; Chordata; Actinopteri; Cichliformes; Cichlidae.